This is a messenger RNA of Coprinopsis cinerea okayama7#130, 1759 nucleotides long. RefSeq lists its product as hypothetical. Lineage: Eukaryota; Fungi; Basidiomycota; Agaricomycetes; Agaricales; Psathyrellaceae. The transcript has a single exon. The record is from RefSeq and is a predicted model, not a curated record. Gene Ontology annotation, molecular function: protein binding. The coding region runs from base 65 to 1759 and encodes 564 amino acids.
GGUAUUAUGGAAACACAAUUAAUUGGAUUCUAUGUGCUCAUUCAUGGUACAGGUCACAGCUAGCAUGGAGUCUCAGUCACCGGAGGAACGCCAGAUCGCCCAUGCUAUAGCUCAACUCGAGCAGCAAUGGUCGGUUAUGAAUUCGACGAUGAUGGAGAAGAUAUUGGCCCUGAGGUACAGGGUCAACGCACUACUACCCAUAUGCCAACUACCCGACGAAAUUUUGUUGGAGAUAUUCAUGGAAGUCCAGUACGCUUACCGACUGCAGCUGAGGCCUUUCCAAUGGGUCCCCCCGAUCGCACACGUUUGUCGUCGAUGGAGAGAUAUAGCCCUGUCUGCACCGAUGCUGUGGACGAACAUUACAAACCGGCCACUCUCAUGGCUCGAGCCAGCCCUGGAACGAUCCCAAACCUCGCCACUCUCGAUCUACCUCAGUACUAGCUGCAACAUGCUACCGGAAAGUGCAGAACAGCGACUAGAGCAAGUUGUGGGAAACAAAGAUAGGUUGAAGAAGUUCGGGAUAACCUCGACCCCUGAGGUCGUGGAGAAGUGGAUCAUGCGGCUGCCGUCGUCUGCCCCGUUUCUGGAGAAACUCGCGCUGAUUUCGACGAGACCUUCAUCCCCGCGGCACUUGGAGCAACUCUUUAAGGAAGGCGCCCCGCGACUCAAAAAGCUUCAAAUGCGCGGCUUCUCUGCCAAUUGGAACCGAUCGCUCAUCGGAAGAUUAAAAACCUUUGAGCUCACCUGCUUUCAGUCCCAAUUACUCCUCCAAACGGUCCUGGACGCCUUACGGAACAUGCCGCAGCUAGAGAAACUAGCGUUGGAACUUAACAGUCAAGGCACGAUUGUACCGCCAAGCCCAUACACCAAAAUGGAGCUUCCGGGUCUGAAGUAUAUGCGAUUGAGGGGUGAACCUCGUAUGAUCAACGCAAUCCUCAUGGCGCUCGCCAUUCCAGCGUCGACAGAACUCAACAUUCACUGUGUUGGAGAUUCGUUCGACGAUCACUACGCCGAGUUUUCCUCCGCCAUUUCCUCCCUCUGGACAAACCCCCACAAUUUCAGGAGCGAUCCUCCCUAUUACCAGAGCCUUCGACUCGACUUGUUCGAUAGUCGCAUCGGAUUGUGGUUAUGGAACGAACGUAUCCAAUUCUCUGAAUCCAUGUUCGUAGCCCUCGAGUCCCAGCCUGCUGCAGCUGCUGUACUUCAAUUAGGCAAGGUUCCCAUUGGAAGCUACCAUCACCUUUUCAAUCUUCCUCUAACCAAUAUCCGGUCGUUCGCCUUGCUCCAUACGCUUCCAACCCAUGAGGAACUAUCGCUUCUGAUAGCGCAUUUACCUUGCCUAGAAGAAGUAUACCUCAGCGAAUACGCCUCGGAGCACUUUGCCUCUGCACUGAAGCUUGACCCCGCCUUCAGCAUCCGACGUUCGCGUUCGCGGUCCGAAGACAGGGUCGUCACCUACGCUCCUCUUUUGACGGACAUCCACUUGGGGUGCAACAACUUCGGUCAGAGGCCGAGAGGCGCCAGAAGGAGGCGCGACCAGUCUAUGCCCUUCCAUCAGAUGGCUUCAUGCCUAGCCGCACGGGCUACACAUAAUGCGAAAACGCCAACCUUGACCUUGGAUCCGACGGGUUGGAGGUUGACCGUGACCCAGAUCAAAGAUCUCAGGAGACGCGUACCGGGUAUUCGGAUUAUCGAGUGGCCUCAGGGGGCGACGGAAGGACAGACAGGUCUUGGGGCCAGUUACAUUCAACCUGAAUAA